Messenger RNA from Drosophila willistoni, 3211 nucleotides. RefSeq names its product kelch domain-containing protein 10 homolog (gene slim). Lineage: Eukaryota; Metazoa; Arthropoda; Insecta; Diptera; Drosophilidae. The transcript is spliced from 3 exons. The record is from RefSeq and is a predicted model, not a curated record. Gene Ontology annotation, molecular function: protein binding. Gene Ontology annotation, biological process: positive regulation of stress-activated MAPK cascade. Bases 445 to 2328 code for a protein of 627 amino acids.
UGCGUAGUUUUUGUUUUAAAUUUGCUUCUCGCUGAGCCAUGUGCGGAACUCGAAUGCAAUCAAAGACGCGCUGCAUUAACAAAUACACCCCCAAAUCGAAUUAAAGCAAACAAUCUAACGCAGAUUGAGUUGCAAUUGAACGGGCGAAACUAGCGAAUUUGUAUUUGUAUUUGUAGUGUGUAGAUUUCCACAUACCACUACCACGUAACGUAACAUGUGUGAGCCCAAGUGAAAGACAACCCAGCCAGCUGAGCGAGGUCGGUCGUGGCCAAAAGAGAAACGGAAAAUUGAAAAUAGAUGAAAACACACAAUAUUGAAAUUUGACAAAUUUUGUUUUGUUGUAGAUGAAAGCGAGAAGCAAAAACAGAGGCUAAAAAAGGAAUAACGAAUUUAUAAUCAAAAUUGUUUGUUUUCUAUUUAAUAUCAGUACGAAUCGGGCGUGUUAUGCAAAUAAUAAAACUAAAUCAGCUCAAGUGCAUCAUUUUAUCCAAACUGCGUCACACUUGGACACACCUUCUGGUUGUUGUUGCCCGCCUGUUAGACAGGAUAUAUUACAAGGCGGUGCUGCCAUUUAAGUGGGAACCUCAGCCUAAUAAUAACAACAAUAAUAACAAUAACAAUCACAUAAUGGAGCAGGACUUGCCAGAAGACGAGCACGGUCAGCAGGAAGAUCAGGCCCAGGGAAACGCUAAUUUCAUAGCCCGCAUGCAGGCCAUUGCAGCGAACGCUAUUGCCCUAGCUGAGCCAAUGGACGCGGCCAGCGAUAUGGAAAACGAGGAUGCCGAUGAAAUGGACGAGGAAGAAGAUGAAGACGAUGCCGAUGUAGAUUAUGGUGACUCCGACUCUGAUUCGGAAUUCGAAGAGGUCUAUACAGAUGAAUCGACUGACGACGAAGACGAUGAUGACGGCGAAGACGGGAACAACUUUGCUGCGAAUCGCGUUCGAUCGAAAAAUGCCCAAGAGAUGCUCCUCAAUUCUGAGCAACUGCUUCAACAGCAGCAUCAGCAAUCAAAGUUAUUGCGUCCGUAUAGCUUCCAGCCAUUGCGUCUGGUCAAGUGCCAUUACAAAGAGAAGCAUUCUCCAGGAGGUUUUCCUCUGGCGCGCAGUGGCCAUCGAAUCAUAGCUUCCAAUUCGCAUCUCUAUUCGUUGGGUGGCUACAAUCCACGCAGUGCUUCGGUUGCUACACGCCGUAAUCGUUGCCAGCUCUUCCAGGAGCUGUGGAGCUAUAAUUUUGCCACCAAUCGAUGGAAGCUGGAGCUGAAUGAGGAAUAUGCUGACAAUAUGCCUGUUGAGUUGGCCUCUAACGCAUUAACCAUUCACAAUAAUGUUUUGAUUUCCCAUGGCGGAACAGGAUAUCCUUUUGGUGAAUCCUGUUCGAAUGAUUGCUAUGUGUAUUGUGCUGGCAAUACCGGAAUCUCUGGCGUUGAGCGUCUUAAGGUCACUGGAGAUUUGCCCACGGCACAGUAUGGACCAGGAAUUGUUAUACACAAGCAUUAUCUGUACACGAUUGGCGGAACCACAGGAUUCGAUUACACUUGCGAUGUCUAUCGCUUGGAUUUACGCACCAGGGUUUGGGAGAAUGUCUAUAUCAGUCGGCCAGAGAUGCGCGACGAUCCAGAGGGACGCUAUCGUCAUGAGGUUGUUUACGAUGGGAAUCAUAUCUUUGUGCUAGGCGGAGGCACUUCGCAAUCGGUGUACGACCUGCAACGUAUACCAGCCUACAAUCUGGAAGCAAAUUGCUGGAAUUACUUUGACACAUAUCCCGAUCGAAGCGUCAACGGCGGUUCAGUCGAGGAGAGCAAUAGGGGUUACCCCAAGCCGCGCAAAUGCUUUUCCUGCGUGCAACAUACAUUAUACAAUGGCGAUAUUGAAGCCUUCAUAACAGGAGGUUUGCAGGGUGACUUCUGCACAUACUUUUCCGACAUUUGGAAGCUUAACUUGCGAACAAAGCAAUGGACACUCAUUAUCACUGCAAGUCUGCCACGUCCGCUGUAUUUCCAUUCAGCCGCCCAUUCGGACAACGGUUGUAUGUAUGUGUUCGGCGGCAUUGAGUACAAUGAAAAGGAGAUGCGACGUCGGAAUGAUCUCUAUAAGAUGUGGAUGACAGUACCAAAGCUAAGCGAAAUGUGCUGGGAUGCCGUCACAUAUUACAAUGAAAAUCUCGAUUGCUUCGAUCGUCAGAGCCUGUUGCGUGCUGGAAUCCCCAAGAGCUUUGCCCAGCGCCUGCCACCACAACGUAAAAAGAUAAUGUCCAAGGACGAAGCAGGUGGAUCGAUGGUUAUAUCGCUGUGCUCCAAUCCGAAGCGAGCCCGGCCCACUAUGCAUUAAAUAGUUUAUAAAUAGGGGAGGAAGCUGAUGCGAGGAUGGGCCGUUGAUCCAUCGCCUCCCUUCAAAUCAUACGACAAAUUAUACAUACGCCUAGGCAUAUACAUACAUCUAGAUAUAUGUAUAUAUAGUGUGUUAUAUAUCAACGACGUAUGUAAGUUAUAUUUUUUAAAAAGUUGUUUUCAAGUGUUUUUGAUUUUUGAGCGCGCGCUGUGAUCGAAUACGAAGGACAUUUAUAUUUAUAUAUAUAUAUAUAUAUACAUAUAUGUAUUUUGAUAUUUCGAGACUUGAAAAGCGAAGAAGAGAAGGAUGAUAACAUGUGUUUAGAGCAUGUAAAUAAGAUAACUAAUUAAGUCUAGCUAGUGGAACACGACAGGCAGGCGGAUAAACAGGACCGAACCAAACAAAAACCAAACCGAGCGGCGCACCCCCAAGUAACCUAAUUCUAUAUAAGCGCAUCUCUCUUUAUCACUCUAAUUUUCAAAUAUUUUGCACCUUUUCUUCAAAUCUCUCUCACCACCUUACUCGAAGUGCAUAAAAUAAUAUUCAAUAUACAUAUAGAUCGAAGACUACACCAAAACAUGUUCAUAUAGUGAAGGAGGCCCCCCACUCCCAUGUAUUUUUUCUCAAAAUGUACAUAACAUUUAGCGGUAGCAAUAACUAUUUAAAUCUAAUCUAAGAUCAGAGAUAUGUGAAGUUCAAAAAAGCAACAGUAAAUGCAGAUAUACAGCAGAUGUCUAUGGUCAAGACGAGCCCCUGCCCGGAUUUGAUAACGAAAAAAUUGAGUACGAAAACAAAAGUUUGCUCGAGUUAAAACCAUUGCAACACCCCCAAGACUAAAUUUGGUUGAUUUUAAGUUAAUAAAAUAAAUUAAAAACAAUAUAAA